Molecule: messenger RNA, 642 nt
Organism: Morchella importuna
Lineage: Eukaryota; Fungi; Ascomycota; Pezizomycetes; Pezizales; Morchellaceae
Exons: 3
Coding region: 1-642 (213 amino acids)
Source: RefSeq, a predicted model, not a curated record
AUGGCAAAUCUGGUGACUGACAUUUCCAUCGUGGCUGGUUGGAAUCCACGGAUCAAAGACUCGCCCGCUGAAGUGUUCAUUUACACAAAGAUCACUCCGCAGCCUGCCGCGAAGGUUUCUCUACUCCACCUCCAGAGCCUUGUUGUAAAGACAACCCUGUUGCGCAUUAUCCCGCUGCUUCCGGAUGGUACCAGCCCCCGUGAAUCCCCAGGAAUCCGUGCCUUAGGGAUCCCGGUCGUUGCUGGGAGGAACCGCACAGUUCCUCAGACCCCGGUCAAUCAGAGAAGAUUUAGUGAAGCCACACUGGAUGGUGUCGAAUCAGUCACUUCUUGUGACUCUCAAAAAAUCCCACAUGAUGGCGAAACCCCUCCUAGAGAGGCAGGAGAGAAGCAAGACGUAGGGGCCGUUCGAGGAAGGUCGGGGUCAAUUAGUCGCGGCCUGCUCAGGCCUAAACUCAUUUCUAGAUAUGACCUGUGCCACAGAUAUGAAGAAAGUUCUUCAGACGAGAGCACAGAAGACAUAUUUUCCACACCUUUCAAGAAGUUCGACCCUAGCAAAAUAAUAACUUUCCCCGGUUUUGGGCAAGGGCCUCGUGUGUGUAGCGGGGAGUUUAUGUCUUCCGAGUACUCUCGGCCGCUCUAA